AUGGGUGUUUCUGUCUUUGCGAAAUACAGAGUAAUUACUUUAGAAUAUAAUAUGAAAUCAUUAUUAUCUGAACAAGAACAAGAAAUAAAAACAACUGAUUAUACAAUACUUGUUGAUAUUUACAAAAAUCUCGGCUAUUGUUAUAUGCGGAAAACUGAAUAUGAGCAGUCAAUUCAAUAUUUAUUAAAAUCACUUGAGAUAAAAGAAAAAUAUUUUCCAAAUGAUCAAUUAGAAGUUGCACGUUUAAAUAAUGAUAUUGGAUUUUGUUAUCUUAAAAUGAAUACAAACGAUUUAUCAUUAAAUUAUUACAACAAAGCACCAGUAGAAACCUAUGAAAAAGAGGGUUCUAUAGACUAA
Molecule: messenger RNA, 357 nt
Organism: Didymodactylos carnosus
Lineage: Eukaryota; Metazoa; Rotifera; Eurotatoria; Philodinida; Philodinidae
Source: the annotation of a GenBank genome assembly